AACCGUCGACCAUGUGCUUCGUCCACCUCCGGAAACUAAAACAACACUCCGCAUCAUGCUCCGCCCACCUCCGUAGUCUCAAAUAAAGUGCUUAGAAGAAGUCGAGCGGCUAUGUCGAAGGCGUGCUGUGUGUGUGGAGACGCCGCAGACAAGCAAGACAACCUCCUCUUUACCUGCAAAGGACAUGGCUGUGACGUUGUGGUCCAUCAGGCGUGCUACGGUAUACUGAGUGUGCCUGGUGGACAAUGGUUCUGCAGGAAAUGUGAAUCUCAAGAGAGAGCCGCAAGAGUGAGGUGCGAACUGUGUCCGAAGAAAGAUGGAGCACUGAAACGAACAGACUCUGGAGGCUGGGCCCACGUGGUGUGUGCCCUCUAUAUUCCCGAGGUCACGUUUCUCAACAACACUAAAAUGGAGCCCAUUGUCACGUCAAAACUCCCCAGAGAAAGGUUCUCAAAGGCGUGCUACUUAUGCGAGCAGAAGGGGCAGGAGAGCCACGCCAGUUACGGAGCUGUCAUGUCUUGCCACAAGUCUAGUUGCAGAAUGGCCUUCCACGUCACCUGUGCCCAGAAGGAGAGACUCUUGUGUGAGGAGGAGGACUCCAGAGACUCUGGCAGUCUGGUCUACUGCGGCUACUGCGCCAACCACUACAAGAAGAUGAUUCAGAAGAAGCUGAAGCAGAACUUAAGGAAACAGGUGACCACACCCACUUCAACGGUAGCCCCGCCCCUCCCUACUGUUGCCACGGGAACCAUCACAGCUGUAGCCCAAUCCUCUCCCCAGUACCCCUCCUUCACUUCUUCACCACCCCAUCACAAAGAUUUGGCACCCGACCCCCUCCCCGUGGGGGACCACAUGCGACCACAAAAGACCACCGGCACUCACCAGAGCAGCCACAGUGGUCUCGGUAACCAGGCCCACAGACCACGAAACAAAAAGGACGGUCCACCGCAGAAGAGGAUGUCAGUCGAUGCACCCAUCCCACCAGCAAAGAGGAAAAACCGUCGCAGGAAGCUGUCGUCGUCAAACGAGAGUUCCACGUCUGAGACACCGUCGAAUGCUAGCGAUUUUGUGCAUGCAGUGGCCCACCAGCCUCUUGAGCAGGCGAGACCUCUCGCGGCCAUAGGGGAGGCGGGGAGUGGGGGAGGGAGGAGGGGAGACAGGGUGGCACGGAGGGAAGAAGUUCUCCACGUGGCUGGUAGCUACCCAAAGAUGGAAGGUGGGACCUCGCAUGUCAUCUCUCCCGUGGAUGUCCUUGACAACACAGCAAGUGGUGGAGGAAGUGGAGGAGGGAGGGGAAAGAGAAAUAGCAGCAGCAGAACUGGAGGCCCGCCACUGUCACUGCAGGAGCUACUGGAGACCCAGUGGCAGCAGACUGCUCAGUUCAUUCUGGACCAGGCCGGCCGACAGAAUAACGGUCAGUUUUCUUCUUUGCCAUUUCUAUACCACUACGUGCGCAGGAGGGACACUUUCGUGACUAUCACAGUUCCAUUCCGUGAAAGUUAGUAAUCAUAGUAAUAUUCUGUGUGCAGAGAUUUAAACUGUAUGUUUCACAAGUGUAAUACGUUAUUGAGAAACGUCAACUGUCUCUAAAGACACCCCUGAAAUGAGAACACCUCUCAGCCUUUUCUUUCUCCAAGAACAGUUGCUUAUGAUUAAGGACACCUCACUAAGAUUAGUGUUCGGGAUUAAUGGAAUUCCCCUGUCGUGCAAGGAUUGGUAGUAUAUAUGAUGUAUUCAUCUCCCACUGUAGCUGGCGUGAUGCUGGAGCACCUACACAAGCUGCAGUCGGAGAACCGGACGAUGCAAUCUCGAAUCAUGGAGCUGGCCUCCCAGAGAGAGUUCUACAUUGCGAUGAACACCCGUCUGCGACAGACGCUCGCAGACAGCACCUCCAACCAACUCCCCAAUGGGAUACAGACAUCAGGGACCAGCGACGGAUUACCCACCCCCGUCCCUCCAACCCAGCAGCUGUCUUCUUCAUCUCCCGACUUCCACCGGUCGGCAUCGGGCGAGCGAGUCUCUCUCCCCUCUCCCUCUCCGUCUCUCCCUGCGCCGGGCUCCGCCGGCUCCCUCUCCAAACAGGACCAGGAAUCUCUGCUGACAGCUCAUUUUCUCGCCUCUUCUCUUCCUCACAAUUUCCACGCUCCUCCUCCUCCUCAGGCGCCGUCUUCUCAAUCCCACCCUCUUUCUCAGCCACCAUCUGCUCUAAUUAACGCACACCAUCCCUCCGCUCGCAGCUCAGAGAGUCCAGGAGGGUUCCGGCAAGAGAGGCAGCCUCUGCCUCCUCCACACGAUCACGCACAAUUCGCUCCCCAUCAUCUUCAUGACCCUGCUCAUCUGACUGAAAACGAACAUCGAGUUGGCGGUGGGGGUAACGGUCACGCGAGGGGGCACGGUGUGGCCCAUGUCGCCAACGCCGGGCCACCCUACGGCAUCCCGGUCCCCAUGGAGAUAUCAGAGAUGGAUACUCUAAAUAGAGCACACCAACAAUCUGGACACGGACUCAAACACUAGCAUUAGAACCAGACGUUCAUAGUCCUACAGACAGCUAUCUCUAACUAACACACUGAAUUACCACACAUACAACAAUAGAGGCUGUGUAUAUACAUACGAUGUGACGCUCAUUUUCUAUUGCAUCUCUCUUCCUCAGAAGAUUAGAUAUAAUAUAACCUAUUUUGUAUAAGGUGUGUUCUGCAACUGUUACGUUGCGUGUAAUUUUUUAAA
Geodia barretti is the source of this 2724-nucleotide messenger RNA. Lineage: Eukaryota; Metazoa; Porifera; Demospongiae; Tetractinellida; Geodiidae. The record is from the annotation of a GenBank genome assembly.